Molecule: messenger RNA, 1515 nt
Organism: Heterobilharzia americana
Lineage: Eukaryota; Metazoa; Platyhelminthes; Trematoda; Strigeidida; Schistosomatidae
Source: the annotation of a GenBank genome assembly
CGCUAGCCAUAUUUGCACUCUUCUUAUAAGUUUGGUGCGGCGUUUUGUAUUUGAUUUGAGGAUGAAUCCAGCUGACUUACUCUCUGCUGCAAAAUCUGGAACAACCAGCAGUAUAUUAGAGUUUUUGCGAAAACCUGUCGUAAUAUUAAGACUAAUGUCUCUCCUCACUUCAGUAAUAACUUUUGGAUCAAUUUCAUCAGGUUGUCAUACACAUCAAGGUGUUUGCAUUUUUGGUGCGACAUCUAGUGCUUGUAACUUUCCUGUUGCAAUCGGCGUUUUCGCUUUUCUUGGCACAAUUAUAUUUCUUGCUAGCGAUUUCAUGUUCAACUCGAUUUCUAAUCUGAAAAGACGAAAAAUAGUUAUUACUGGUGAUUUAGCCUUCUCAGGUUUGUGGACAUUUUUAUGGUUUGUUAGCUUUUGCCUACUUGCAAACAAGUGGACAAACACGUCUAAUGAAUGGUUAGAACAGCACAAAGUGGAAGGAUGGCAAGAGAGUAAUGCUCGUUCAGCUAUUGUUUUCGCAUUUUUGUCGAUUGCAAUCUGGGGUGGAAUUACAUUCUUCGCGCUGCAACGAUUUCGACUCGGUCAAGUUAAUCUCAACUCUGAAGAUGGGCUAGGUGAACAAGGGGGAACCAUGGAUCCAAAUGCUACUGUUCCAGGUCAAGCAUAUCCUGGUAUGACUGAUCUUAUGACUCAGCAACAGCAGCAACAACAACCUUAUGGUGGGAAUAUGCAACAACCACCUGUAGGCGGUGUUGGUGGUGGUCAGUACUAUCGACCUACAUACUGAUGUGGUCAAUAUUAUGAAAACUUCUGACGAAAGAAAGUGAUCAGAACAAUGUGGCGUUUAGUUCUUGAUCGUAUUUCACUUGAUGUUUUUCGAUUGGAAAGCUGCGAAUCUACUCCUUGUGUGUGUGCAAAUGUGUACUUGUGCUUGUUGUUACUGUUGUUUUCGGUGUUGUUAUCAUUACCUAUCAUUCCAUUAACUAUGAUUAUUAUUAUUAUGAUUAUUGUCAUUACUAUCGUUACUUUGUGUUUUGCUUUUCCACUGAAACUACUUGCCAUUUUCAUUUAUGUUUCCCUCGUUGCAUAAUGCUAAUCCAUGUGUUUCACUUAAACAAGUUCUGAAUUAACUGAAGAGAAUUAAAAUCGUGAUUGAAAGCGUCUUCUUCUUUUUUUCUCUCUUUUUUUCUGUGUAAUUCACUAGCCAGUUAAUGAAAAGGAAAGCUGUGAUUUUUAUCAUUUAUAUCCUUCUUCUGUCCAACAUUCCUUCUUCAACAUUGAGAAACAACAUUCGUGUGUGCAUUUACAUUUAAAAUAAUUUUCAUACAAUAUUUAUAGAUGCAUAAACAUAUUAAGCAGUCAUGACAAUAUUGGUGUUCUCUUUCGUCAAUAUCCUUCUAGUUGUAUUUGAAUUGCAUUUAGCAUAAUAUUUGAAUUUAUCCUAUACUUAUACAUACAUAUAUAUCUGCAAGUAUAUACUACUGACUAAAUAAAUAAGUAAUCAAAUAAGAC